AUGACGGGCCACGAAGAAGACAUCGCGAAAUUCUCCAGCCCAGAGGAGGCACGCCAUAGAAAAGGGCCAGAGGACUCAUUUCGUUUGUUUGGAGAUGUUAGGUCAUCUCUCACAUCAAACCAGGAGCGUGAAAGCGCGAUACCAACAGGACUUCCACGGCUAGAUGCUGCGUUAGCACUGCGCCCUGGCGUGAGAUCAUCCCCUCUGGAUCCAAGAAGGAGCAAUGUAUAUUUCCAGGCCCACCCAGCUGCGCCCACUAAAGGGGUCCGGCGUGGGGAGAUCACGGAGGUUAUGGGGUCCCGAGGUGUAGGGAAGACGGCUUUUGCAAUGAGAAUUGCAGCAAGUGUAUUGGAAGCUGGACAGAAAGUUGUCUGGAUAGAUACUGCGGGGCCCAUGAACCCAACGAGGUUCAAAGACAUCCUCCGCAGGGAGAGAAAUCCAAAAUUGCCCCACAACCCAUCUACGGCGCCAUCAUCAUCAUUGAGAGAGAAAAAAAUGGACGAAGUCCUUAACCAGCUGCUGUACUUCCAUCCGCCAACUCUAGCACACCUCCUAGCCCUUAUAUCUCACCCACCAAAGGGUUUCCCCCCUCAAGAUACAGGACUAAUAGUGAUCGACUCAAUAUCCUCUCUCUUCACCUCUGAAUACUGCACGAAGCUACCACGGGAACGCAAACUAAACACCACAAAAACCACAAGAGUUACAGCCGAGACCAAAGAAGAAAGAACCCGCUGGAAAAUCAUCGGCAAUCUGGCGAUGAAUCUGAAAAAGCUCGCCGCAAGACUCAAUUGCGCUGUGAUUACUAUAAAUGAGAUGGCAUCGCGGUUUAGAGAAAAGAAGCCGGCUAUAUUACACGAAGCCCUAUCAGGCGUAACGUGGGAUUCCGGUGUUGCUACGUGCAUAGUGCUUUGUUGGCAGUGGUUGCCGCCCAGCUUUCGAUUGCGAGUGCCCAUGAAACGUGUGCGCUUCGCGGAGGUUGUUAAAAUUGAGAAGGUUGGGCUCGUGCAUGAUAGGGCGCAGAGGGUUAUUCCAUUUGUGAUAAAAACGACCGGUCUCUACGAAUUCGCUCCUCAAACGUGUGGGAAAGCACUAUCGAUCUCUAUCCGCCGUCCCAGUUUGCAUCUAGCGCAUGCCCAGUCGAAACGGAAACUCGACCAGUCUAAAGGGAGUCUGGAAGCAAGACGGAAACGCCGAAUUGAUCUCGCUGAAACGCCAGAUAUCAAAGUGGAAAGUAGUGAGGAGGACGAAGGUAUUAACGGAACGACACCUUCUGAAUCCUCCUUAGCGUUAUUGGUGAAGGAAGAGGAGGGAGACGAGUAUGAAUGGUUGGAUGAGGAUGAAGCCGAGCUUGUCCCUGAGUUCUCCGAUGAAGAAGGGGUUGGAAGCGAUGAUGGAAAUGAUCGUGGAAAUGGUAAUGGUGACAACAGUCCCCGUCCGGUUCGUGCUGCGGAAGGAGUUAUUGAUGACGAUACUGUGCUUUUACUACAGAAUAUCCCUGAUGAUGAGGAAUUUGAUUGA
This is a messenger RNA of Paracoccidioides brasiliensis Pb18, 1518 nucleotides long. RefSeq lists its product as uncharacterized. The transcript has 5 exons. The record is from RefSeq and is a predicted model, not a curated record. Bases 1 to 1518 code for a protein of 505 amino acids. Gene Ontology annotation, molecular function: four-way junction DNA binding; ATP-dependent DNA damage sensor activity; ATP binding. Gene Ontology annotation, cellular component: Rad51C-XRCC3 complex; Rad51B-Rad51C-Rad51D-XRCC2 complex; replication fork. Gene Ontology annotation, biological process: meiotic DNA recombinase assembly; reciprocal meiotic recombination; DNA repair.